AUGUCACGAGCGCGAAGAUUAGCGGGAUUGCCACCACCUAAAGAUGAUUCGAUCAUAAAAUCAAACAAGCGCUCAUCAAUUUCACCUUCUUCAUCAAAAUCGAUACAACCUAUUAAAAAGAUAAUCGUACCGAAAAAUCUAAAAUCAUCAAGAAAAUUAUCAAGGUUUGAGUCUAGAAUACCACUUACAUCAAACGAGGAUAAGGGCAAUUUAAUGAACGUUGAUGAUGCAAAUAAAGAAUCGAAUACAAUUAAAAAGUCGACUUCAACAUCAUCGUUGACGUCCUUACCAGAAGUGAAAUCACGAAUUCAAAUUUUCCAAGUUCCAAUUAAAUCGGCAAGUAAGCUACCAAAGUUUCAAAAGGAACGGUUUGAACAACCGGAAAAUCCAUAUUUAUUAAAGGUUGUAGUUUUGGGAACUCCUAAUGCAGGAAAAUCUACAAUGUUGAAUGCACUAUUUGGUGAAACAAUAUCAGUGGUUUCGAAUAAAGCGCAUACAACGAGGGAAAGAAUUUCUGUGGUAUUUACCGAAGAGAAUAAGCAAUUAGUAUUUAUCGAUACACCUGGAAUCGUGCCAGGGCAUAAUCGUCCAAAAUUGAACCGUGGGUUGAUUAAUGCAUCAUGGCAUUCAAUACAGGAAGCUGAUCAUGUGUUGGUAAUAAUCGACGCGUUCAGGGCGUUAUAUCGUACUACAUACGCAGAAAGUUGGUUAUUGGAUAGGCUAACGGAAUAUAAAUUACCAGGAACGUUGGUAUUGAAUAAGAUUGAUUUGUUAUCCAAUGAAAAGGAAUCGAUACCGUAUAUUUAUAAAAAAUUCACGUCACAAUACCCUUAUUUUAAAGAUAAAACGAGCAUAAGCGCGUUGAAACGGAAUGGGAUAGCAAAUUUGAAGGAAAUAUUAUUCUCCAACGCGUACCCUCAUGAUUGGAUUUGUCCACCAGAUCAUAGGAUUGAUAUGGCAGAGAUGAAACGCGUUGAAGAUUUCAUUAGAGCAGAAAUUUUUGAAAGAUUACGUGAUCAUUUGCCUUAUGUCGUGAGACAGGAAAACGUUGGAUGGACCGAUUUACCAAAUAAUAUUUUAAGGAUAGAUCAAAAUAUCUAUACCGACAAUCCUUCGCAACAGAGAAUAUUAAUAGGAGCAAAUGGUACAGUAAUAAAAACUAUUGGAGUGAGAGCUGCAACAAAAUUAUCGGCAAUAUUUGGUAAGACUGUUAGGUUGUAUUUGACAGUUAAAGUCAGAUCGUUGGAAAAGAAUAAAAAGAGGUAUUAA
Molecule: messenger RNA, 1269 nt
Organism: Funneliformis mosseae
Lineage: Eukaryota; Fungi; Glomeromycota; Glomeromycetes; Glomerales; Glomeraceae
Source: the annotation of a GenBank genome assembly